Messenger RNA from Theobroma umbraticum, 1509 nucleotides. The record is from RefSeq and is a predicted model, not a curated record. Lineage: Eukaryota; Viridiplantae; Streptophyta; Magnoliopsida; Malvales; Malvaceae.
GAGGGGAAAAGCUUGAUGAUGGGGAAGCUUAAUUUAGCAAAUGUGAUUAUCCUUCUUCUGAACCUGGGAGCUUUGCUCAUCCUUGCCUGUCCCGAAUGUCCACACCCAACUCCUCCGCAAUGUCCUCCUCCAAAGUAUCCACCCAAACAUCCUCCCAUUGUGAGGCCUCCGUUUCCCCCUAAACCACCAAAACAUCCUCCCCAUCCUCCAAAGCCACCCAAGCCUCCUGUCGUAAAGCCUCCAUAUGUGCCCAAACCUCCAGUUGUAAAGCCUCCGCUCAAUGCACCAAUAUCCGUCACAACCUCCUGUUGUAAAGCCCCGCCUCAUGCACCGAAGCCUCCCUAUGUACCCAAACCUCCUGUAGUAAAACCUCCACCUUACCCGAAGCCUCCCUAUGUACCCAAACCUCCGGUAGUAAAGCCUCCACCUUAUACGCCGAAGCCUCCCUAUGUACCCAAACCUCCAGUUGUAAAGCCUCCACCUUACACACCAAAACCUCCAGUUGUCAAGCCUCCACCCUAUACACCAAAACCUCCAGUUGUAAAACCUCCCUACGUGCCGGUGCCCAAGCCACCAUAUGUACCGAAGCCCCCCAUCGUGCCUGUACCUAAGCCACCUUAUGUACCCAAACCACCCGUCGUCAAACCCCCACCUUAUUAUCCAAUACCGCCAGUCAUAUCACCACCAAUUCUGCCUCCAAAGCCUCCUGUAUAUCCGAGUCCUCCUAUUGUGAAGCCACCAACGCCACCAAUUCUGCCUCCAACGCCUCCUGUCUAUCCGAGUCCUCCGAUUGUGAAGCCACCAACACCGCCAAUCCUGCCUCCAACCCCUCCUAUAUAUCCAAGUCCUCCUAUUGUGAAGCCACCUCCAAUCGAGAAACCAUGUCCUCCACCACCCCCACCCUUGCCAUAUCCACCACCGCCGGCGCAGCAAACAUGCCCCAUUGACACUCUGAAACUGGGUGCAUGUGUGGACGUGUUAGGUGGCCUAGUGCACGUUGGCAUAGGCAGCAGCGCCAAGGACACAUGUUGCCCCGUACUUCAAGGGCUGUUAGACUUGGAUGCUGCAAUUUGCCUUUGCACCACAAUAAAGGCCAAGCUUUUAAAUAUCAAUAUUAUAAUUCCAAUUGCCCUUCAGGUCCUCGUCGAUUGCGGGAAGACUCCACCUGGAGGAUUCCAAUGUCCAGCAUAAAGAAAAGGCACUUCUUAUAGGACAAAAAAGGCCAUAUGUCGAGGUUUUCGCUGUUACCUUGUUGAUGUUGAUGAUUCAUGAGCAAACUUAUUUCUAUGUGGUAGUACUAAGUGAUUCCUUGUGAUGGUUUCCGGUCAUGGAUCAGUUAGACAAAGAGAAUAACUUUUGAAAGGUUGAUGUAGAAAGUACUUAAAGAGAAUUUGUGCUUUUAAUCAGUUUUUCUGUUCUGCUUUCGGUUUGAGUGCUGAUCAUGUAAUGUUCACAAACUUGUGAAUGGUUGUUCCAAGGUAUAUUGUUAUGUAGCUAAAUUUCUCUUUA